AUGGGUCGCGUUCGCACGAAGACCGUCAAGAAGUCCGCCAAAGUCAUCAUUGAGCGAUACUACCCCAAGCUCACGCUCGACUUCGAGACCAACAAGAGGAUAUGCGAUGAAAUUGCCAUCAUCGCAUCCAAGCGUCUUCGCAACAAGAUCGCCGGCUACACCACCCACUUGAUGAAGCGUAUCCAGCGCGGACCUGUGCGAGGCAUUUCUUUCAAGCUGCAAGAAGAGGAGCGAGAACGGAAAGAUCAAUACGUGCCCGAGAUCUCGGCCCUCGACUUCACCCAGAACACGGAGAGCGGCCAGCUCGAUGUCGACCCAGACACCAAGGACCUGUUGAAGAGCUUGGGUUUCGACUCUAUCCCCGUCAACGUCGUCCCCGUCGCCCAGCAAGCUCCCCAGGACCGUGGCGGUCGCAGAGUCUUCGGCACCGACCGCCCAGGACGGAGGGAAUAG
Molecule: messenger RNA, 453 nt
Organism: Capronia coronata CBS 617.96
Lineage: Eukaryota; Fungi; Ascomycota; Eurotiomycetes; Chaetothyriales; Herpotrichiellaceae
Product: 40S ribosomal protein S17
Exons: 3
Coding region: 1-453 (150 amino acids)
Biological process (GO): translation
Cellular component (GO): ribosome
Molecular function (GO): structural constituent of ribosome
Source: RefSeq, a predicted model, not a curated record